Molecule: messenger RNA, 1668 nt
Organism: Aureobasidium melanogenum CBS 110374
Lineage: Eukaryota; Fungi; Ascomycota; Dothideomycetes; Dothideales; Saccotheciaceae
Product: mitochondrial integral membrane protein-like protein
Exons: 2
Coding region: 1-1668 (555 amino acids)
Source: RefSeq, a predicted model, not a curated record
AUGGUCUCUCUGUGGGGUUCGAAGAACAAUGACGAUGAGCAGCUCGACGAUGGCUCAACCACGCCCAGAGGCUCGACCGAAGACAGCAGACGUCCUCCGUCGAGACGUUCCUACGAACGAAGAGAGCGUGAAGCAGACGAGAGAACCAGACUCUUACCGCCUCAACCUCGUCCUCCUCACUCAGAUGGCUACCUAGAUCCCGACGACCCAGCUGUCUCUCCCUACAACCUGUGGACUAUUCGCUUCUUGAGAUAUAUCACUGUCCUUUUCUUCCUCAUCAACUUCAUCUGGUGGGUUUUGCUGUUCGUCAGUAUCUUCGUCUCUCCUCCCGGUCUGCACACCAGAGGCUCUGGUUUCUUCGACUUCUCUUACACCACCCUCACUGCUGGUAAUCUUCUGGUCGCCAUCCUCUUCUUUGCCGCACCCGCCAAGGGCAUGCGCAUCACUAUGGGAAUCAUCACCGCCAUCUUGGCUAUCGACCUGAUCAUGAUCCUUGCCAUUCCCCGCCUGAGAGUUGAAGAGGGUUGGCCGGGCAUUGCUUCGAUUGCCUGGGCCACUCUUAUCGGCCUUUGGUGUGUCAUUACCGAUCGAGUUGUGGCUUGGGGCAAGAGGGAAGAGGAGGAGCGUCUCACUGGUCGUGCUGAGACACGCAGGACACUGCGUGAGUGGUUGGCCGUUUCUAUUGCAACCUUGAUCCUCAUUGUUUAUGCUGUUAUUGCCGUCCUCAUGACCGCAACUCUUAUCCUGCGCGCUCGUGACGCUACUCUGCCUAUGGACGGCGACAAAUACUAUGUCGACGGCGACAAGUACCAGGUCCACCUUGCUUGUCUGGGUAACGUCACUUACACCCCUGAUGGCGUUGCCAACCCAACACUCCUGCUCGAGGCUGGCGAAGGUCCUUCCGAGUACGACUUUGAGCACUGGGCUUAUGCUGCUUGGAAGAAUGGCACUAUUGACCGCUACUGCUACUGGGAUCGUCCUGGCUACGCCUGGUCUGACAGCGCCCCUAGCCCUCACAGCGCUGGUAUGUCUGCCGAUGCAUUGUCUGAGGCUCUGGCCGUUGCUGGUGAGGAGGGUCCCUUCAUCUUGGUUUCUGCUGGCUACGGAUCCAUUGUUUCACGCAUCUUCUCCGCUCGUCAUGUCCGCAACAUCGCCGGUAUUAUGAUGAUUGACCCUCUCCAUGAAGACCUUCUUCACCGUAUUGGAGGCCCGUACAGAGGCUUUGUUCUCUGGGGCUGGGGCAUCCUCUCACCACUUGGUCUCCAGCGCAACUUUGGCGCCAUCUUCAACGGACGCACUCGUGAGGACCGCGUCUACGGUCGUUCGGCUUACCAGGGUGGCAAGUUCAUCAAGGCUCAGCUCCAGGAGAACCUCGUCGCCGAUUCCUUGACCAAGAACGAAGUGGCUAGCGCCCGUACCAUCCAGACUCCUGAUGUUCCUCUCGUCAUCAUCAGCAGUGGCAUCAGCAACCGCCGUGACAGCGAAUGGGAGCGCAAGCAACGUGACCUGACCAAGCUGACUGAGAACUUGAUCAGCUGGGAUGUCGUCAACAAGGCACCCCACGAGGUCUGGAGAACUCUUGACGGCAGAAAUGUCAUGGACAAGAGAUUGAAGGAUAUUGUCAAGCAGGGCUACAGAGCCUACUCGAUCGACGAGGAGGAGGUUUAA